Messenger RNA from Nymphaea colorata (pocket water lily), 6730 nucleotides. Its product is annotated as nuclear-pore anchor. Gene Ontology annotation, molecular function: structural constituent of nuclear pore. The record is from RefSeq and is a predicted model, not a curated record. Gene Ontology annotation, cellular component: nuclear pore. Lineage: Eukaryota; Viridiplantae; Streptophyta; Magnoliopsida; Nymphaeales; Nymphaeaceae. Gene Ontology annotation, biological process: mRNA export from nucleus; protein import into nucleus. The transcript has 49 exons. The coding region runs from base 301 to 6480 and encodes 2059 amino acids.
UGGGCUGGGUUACAGUUGGCGUCGCACAGUUUCUUGAUUCUCUCCAGGCGGUUUUGGGACGAGUCGCGCGUCCAGGCUCGAAGGCCCGUCGGUUGGGUAGCUUGGUUUCCUUUCCCUCGCGUUCCCGCCGAUUUCCUUUCCUUCUCUCCCUCCCAUUCUCUUUGCCGGUCGAUUCCCCAAAGCGUCAUCUUCUCAUCCUUCGCCCAUCUCACCCAAGAUGCAUCAGUAGCAGGUAAGGUCGGACGGGAAGCAAACCCUAGCAUUCAUCUGGACGCAGAAGAGACGAGCCAGUCGAGAACGAUGCCGCUCUUCAUCACGGAUGAAGAUCUCCGGAGCUGCGGUGACAACGCGGCGCUUGUGGCCGAGAAGGCCGACGCUUACAUUCGGGAACUGCAGAGGCAGCUCGAGACAUGUAAAUCUCAGGCCGACGCUGCGGCAAUCACCUACGAGCAGAGCUGCGCCCUCGUCGAGCAGAAAUAUGUCACGCUGUCCUCCGAUUACGCGCAGUUGGAGGCGCGCACCGCGCAGCUGUCGGCUGCCCUCGACGAAAAAAUCCAGGAAGUCGCGCGAAUUCAGUCGGAGAAGCAUCAGCUCAAUCUCAAGGACGUUACUAAAGACAGCGAAAUCGAGAAAUUAUCCCUCCAAGUAUCUGAGAUGCACAAGUCGAAGCGGCAAUUGUUGGAAAUGAUUGACCAGAAGGAUAUAGAGAUCAAUGAUAGAGCUGCGUUGGCCAAGAGUUACUUGGACAAGAUUAUUAACCUCACUGAUGAUGCCAAUUUGAAAGAUGCAAAGUUUCAUGAUUGUGAGGCAGAGUUGGCAAGAUGUCAAGCGGCUCAUGCUCGUGUUUUGCAGGAAAAGGAACUUCUUGAGAGACACAACCAGUGGCUGAAUGAGGAACUUACAUCCAAAGUCGAUGCUCUUCUUGAGCUCCGAAGGUCUUCCACUGAGAAUGAAGCAGAUUUGUCGUUUAAACUUGCUGAGGUUGAGAAACAAUUGAACGAAACUUCACGCUGCUUGAGCACAACUAAGGAAAGGAUGAAGGACCUUGAAGAGAAAUUAACAAGUACACAAGAGGAAUUAUGCUGCUGCAAAAAUGCUGCUGCUUCUAACGAGCAACAAUUUUCGGCUGAAAUAGCGACAGCCACUAAGCUUGUUGAAUUAUAUAAAGAGAGCACCGAAGAAUGGUCCAAGAAGGCUGCUGAGCUUGAAGGAGUGAUCAAAGCAUUGGAAACUCAUUUAUCUCAAGUUGAAGACGAGUUCAAGGAAAAACUUAAUCAGCAAGUAUCCGAGAAGAAUGGUCUUGAGAAGGAGGCUUCUGAGUUGAGGGAGAAACUAAACAAAUGUGAGCUUGAGCUUGAGAAUGCAAGAAAGGCAAAUGAAUUGGAUCUACCGAUGUUUAGUUUAUCAGUGGAUCACAUGGAUACAGGUGAGAGAAAUGCAGAUCUAUGUGAUGGUGGCGAGAAAAUGCUGGUGCCAAGAAUACCAAUUGGUGUAUCGGGCACAGCUUUAGCAGCUGCUCUUCUUCGAGAUGGUUGGAGUCUAGCCAAAAUGUAUGCAAAAUAUCAAGAAACUGUUGAUGCAUUGCGACAUGAAAAGCUGGGGAGGAAGCAAUCACAGGCAAUUCUAGAGAAGGUUCUGAGUGAAAUUGAAGAGAAAGCUGAAAUUGUUUUGGAGGAACGUGCGGAGCAUGAAAAAAUGGUGGAAGCAUAUAAUGUGUUGGAAAAUAAGUUGCAAAAGUCACUUUCUGACCAGGCUAUUUUUGAGAAUAGCAUUAGGGAACUGAAGGUAGAAUUAAGGAGGCAUGAGAGGGAUUUAGGGUCUGCUGAAAAGGAGAUAACGGACCUUGAGAGCCAGGUCACCAUUCUUCUUAAAGAAUGUCAUGACAUACAACUUCGUUGUGGUGUGCCCAGUACUAUCCUCUCUGACAACACCAUAGGACCUCGGGGUGAGUCAAUAGGGAUAGAAAGCAGGAUGGAUAAUUCACCACAUCUUAUGCCAUUUAAAAAUAUCAAUGGAUUAGUGGAGCAAAAUGUGAAGCUUCGUGGCCGGGUUCAUUCUCUGGAGCACCAAAAAGAUGAAAGAGAAGCAGAGCUUAAGGAGGUGUUUGAAAUGGAGAUGAGGAAACGUGAGGAUGAGGCAGCUUCCAAGGUGGCUAUAGUAUUAAGCCGGGCUGAAGAACAAGGCCACAUGAUAGAAUCAUUACACACUGCUGUUGGAAUGUACAAGAGAUUGUAUGAAGAGGAGUUAAAAAGGCGUGGUGGAACCCCCAAUACUUAUACAGAAGAACACAUACCAGCAGAAGUUGGCUGGAAGGAAAAUUAUUUGAAUACUGAAAUAUCUCAGGAUGCAAAUAAAAAGGGUGAUGACAAGUCAUCGGCACGUAUUAAGGAUCUUGAGGAGGAUCUGCUUAAAGCAAGAAAUGAAGUUGCGUCUUUACAACUGGAGCGCGAUAAAUUAGUAAUGGAGGCAAAAUUUGAACAUGAACGAUUUGAGAGAUUCCUUAAGGAAUUUGAGGAUCUGAGAAAAGAAGUUACGGCUAUGCAGUCCAGAAACGUGGAGUUGUCUCAACUAAUCAUUGAUCACCAAAGAAGGCUUCGUGAAAGUUCUCAAUCUGUGCAAUCAUCAGAGGAGCUAUCUCGAAAGAUGUCCAUGCAGGUCUCAGCUUUGCAGCAUGAAAAGGAUCUCUUGCUAAAUUCUGAGAAGAGGGCCCUCGAUGAAGUUCGUGCUUUAUCGGAAAGAGCUCAUCGACUACAGGCUAGUCUAGAUGCAUUCCAUAGUAUUGAGGAGGUUCGGGAGAAUGCCAGAAUAGCUGAAAGGAGAAAAUUGGAGGGUGAUUUGCAAAGAGUGCAGAAGGAGUGGGCUGAAGCUAAGCAGGAGCUUCAGGAUGAAAGGAAGCUUGUACAAAAUCUUACACGUGAUAGGGAACAGACAGUAAGAACUGCCAUGCAGCAAGUAGAGGAUAUGAGGAAAGAGUUGGCAGAAGCAUUGAGGAAUGUUGCAAGUGCAGAGGCUAGAGCUUCUAUUUCUGAGACGCGCUGCAUAGACUUGGAAGCAAGGCUUAAAAGAUUUGAAAAUCUGGCGAAUGCAAAUGCUGGUCCAGGACAUCCAGUACCUGCAGUUGAUGAUGAUUUUCUUGAUAUAGACAAAAUGAAGGAAGAGAUGAGAUCUUUAAGAGAAGAAGCUCAAUCCUCUAAAGAGCACAUGCUACAGUUCAAGGAAAUUGCCCAAGUUAAUGAAGAGGCACUAAAACAAAUUGAAGUUGCUCAUAAUUCUUUCAAGGCAGAGGCUGAGAAGAUAAAGACAUCCUUGGAAUCUGAAAUUGUUUCCCUGAGGGAGCGCAUUUCUGAACUAGAAAGCAAUUUGGCUGCAAGGGGAUUAGAGUUCUCUUCUACCAUUUCUGAGAAAGAUGCAGCACUUUCAUCAGCUUUGACUGAAAUUUCCUCAUUGAAAGAAAAAAACUCUGCAUUAAACUCUCAGAAGGAAGAAUUAGAAAUUUGGAUUGCUUCUUUGAAGGAUGACCUGGAGAGGGAGCAUCAAAGAUGGCGGUCAGCUCAAGACAACUAUGAAAGACAAGUUUUGCUUCAGUCAGAGGCUAUUCAGGAAUUGAGAAAAACAUCUGAUGCGCUUACUGCUCUCCAAGUUGAAGCAGCAGAGCUACGUAAACAGGCAGAUUCACUCAGAACUGAAAAUGAAAUUUUGAAAAGAACAUGGGAAACAGAAAAAGUAGAACUCCAAAAAUUAAAGGAUGAAGCAGAGCUGAAGUAUAUUGAGAUCAAUGAACAGAACAACAUAUUGCUUAAUCGUCUGGGAGCAGUAAAUGUCCAAAUUGCAGAGGAGCGCACUCUGUCAUGUCUAUCUGCUGAAGGUUCUGUUUCUGAAACAAAGGGAGAAGGCGAUUUACAGACCGUGAUUAAUUAUCUACGCCGAUCAAAAGAGAUAGCUGAGACAGAGAUCUCCUUACUGAAACAAGAGCGGUUGCGGUUGCAAACUCAGCUUGAAAGUGCACUAAAGGCUUCCGAGACAGCUCAGAGCAUGCUGCAAGCUGAACGUGCAAAUACAAGAAGUCGGGUAUAUAGUGAUGAAGAAUUUCAAUCUCUUCAGCUUCAGGUAAGGGAGAUAAAUUUGCUGCGUGACAGUAAUGUGCAACUCAGGGCAGAGAACCAACACAACUUUGAGGAGUGUCAGAAAGCUAAUGAAGUGGCACAAAAAGCUAAAUCGGAGAGUGAUCACUUAGCUACACUCUUAAGGGAGAAGGAAGUGGAGCUAGAAGCUGUCAAAAAGCAAGUUGACAUGCAAAAGGAAGAGAUAGGACUCUGGGAAAAGAGGAACUCAGAGAUUGUGAGCAGCUACAAGAAUCUUGAUAUGGAAGAUUAUGAACAAAUGAAGGAAAAUUUCAAAGACAUGCAGGAGAAACUUAAAACUAUGGAGGUUGAGUUACAGGAAUCACAGAGCCUUCUUGUCAAAAAGAAAGAGAAUGUUUCCGACCUAGAGCAGGAAAUAGCUAACAAGGAACUUAAAUUAAAUGAGAUGCAGAAGCAGCUUCAGGAUGUUACUGCGAAUGUGGAAAUUCUCAAGUCAAAGGAACAAAAGCAGAAGCACACUAUUCUGCACUGGAAGAGAAGAACUGAGGAAUUGAGUAGAGAGAAGGAUGAGUUAUUCAAAGAGAAACAGGCUAUUUCUAAGCAGCUUGAGGAGUCUAGAGCAGUUGGUAAGAGGUCCCUCGGGGAAGCAGCAAAGCAGCAUGAAGUAGCAGCUCGCCAAGAACUAGCAGCUCAUCAUGACCAAGCCCUAAAAGAAAAGGAUACCAGGAUCCAGAGUCUUGAAAAAAUACUCGAGAGAGCAAGAGAAGAUUUGCAGAAGGAGAGGGAUGAGCUUCGGAGAGAAAAAGCUGUGCGUGUAAAGGAUCGGAAAACUUUUAUGGAGCUUGCUCAGAAAUCUGUUCAGGCCAAGAAAGAGCUGGAAGAGAAGCUUGAUAAACAUAAGCAUCAAAGGGAAAGCCUUAUUGAGAGUGGAGUUCCAACAACAGUGCUACCCUCUGAUGUGGAGUUGGAUGAGAAGAUGACCAACUACUUGCAGUGUGUGGAUCAGGUUGAGGAGGCAGCAAAUUUACUUUCCAGUGAUGUGCUUGCUUCUCAGUCUGUUUCAUCUUCCAUUUCUGUACACGCAGAAUCAGUGCCUGGCAAUGAGCGAAAAACUGGACGGCUUGUUGGUGCUGUAUCCUCGACUACCCAUCCAGUAUAUCCUCCUGCUUCAGUUCACCCUCCUCAGAUAAAAGAUGCUGAUGAAAAGACUGACAAAUCUAAUGUUCCAAAGCCUGUAGCAGAAACACGGAAACCUGGGAGAAAGCUAAUCCGUCCUCAAUUAGGAGAGGAUCAGGCUGCACAUCCAUCUACUAGAGAAGUCCAUCGCGAACGUUCGGAACCUGCCUCUGAGAUCUUGCCUUCUUUGGAGCAAUCUGAACAUGUUGCUGAAACAGAGGUGGCUGAGAUGGAGACUGAAAGCAACCUAGAAGAAGGUAGAUCAGUGGCUAUUAACCCCGAACUUUCCAAUGAAGGGAUGGAAAUGUCAGGUCGGAAGCGUGUUUUAGAUUCCAGUUCAUCUGAUUUGCAAGAAGGGUUUGUACAUCAGGAUGCCAAAAAACCUAAACAUUCUGAUUCCUCCCAUGAAGAUAUAGAUGGUGGUGCUAAUAAAUUGUCCGAUAAUCCCGAUCUGCCACUCUCUGGUCCAGAUGCAAUUGCACCUGAAUCAAAUGAGCCAGAGAUUUUUUAUGCUUCCAAAGCUGGAGAUAUGGAGAUUGAGAAUGAGCCAGCCAUGGCUUCUGUUGAAGCAGUAGUCGUCAGUGACUUGGAGACCGCAAAUGUUGAACCAGGUGAUGCAGUGGAGGCUUUGGAUGGACCUGUAGAUGCAGAUGAUUCAUUUGAAGGGGGUAAUGUUGUAGCUAAAGAUACUCCUGUAGCAAUUGAUGAAGAAAGGGAAGAAGGGGAAUUUGUUUCCGAUUCAGCACAGGAUAUCGAUGAGACAGCUAACCCCGAACAAUCUCAGACACCAUCUGAAUCUUGUGCCGCUGGUUCUGAUGCCGAAGAUGAACCUGAAGGUACCGUUAAUAUGAAAAAUACAGAAGUUACAUCAUCUGUGCUGACUGAUGAUCCAAAAGAGGUGGCCACUUCAACUCCUACGGAGCACAGCACCAAUGAUACUCCGGCAUUGCUACAGGACCCAGUUGCAAGCGGGGCAUCCGAUACAAGUGAUCCUAAUGUGAAAAAGCAAGCUAGUCCGGGUGAGGUGUCAGAAUCAAAGGACAGGGAGACGUCGACAGGUAGGACUGUUAUAAAUAUUCCAGAGAGAGCUAGGAUGAGGGCGAUUGCUAGGAGUUCAGGAAUUGCUUCCAGUCCGUCUGGUAGGGGUCGUGGGAGAACUUCAAGAGGCAGCCUAAAGAAGGAUACUGGUGCCGGACGUGGUGGUCGUGGAGCCCGUCGCUAGUCAGUGUGGUUUCACCUGUGAAAAUAUGAGUUCCAGGUCGUCGUAUCCAGAUUACUGAGGCAACACCUGUUUAUCACCUGAAAUACCAUCGAGGAAUUAUUGCCUUUGGUCCUUGGAUUUUUGUAUGCCUAAGCAGUAAUGGCCUUUGAAUUGUCGUUGCUGGUUGUGGUCAUGUGCAGGACUGCAGGAAGUUUCUGUAUUCCAAGGACUCUGAAAUUUUGGUUGGUCAGAGUAAUUUUUGUGUUAUUAA